Molecule: messenger RNA, 4373 nt
Organism: Colias croceus (clouded yellow)
Lineage: Eukaryota; Metazoa; Arthropoda; Insecta; Lepidoptera; Pieridae
Gene: LBR
Product: delta(14)-sterol reductase TM7SF2
Exons: 3
Coding region: 884-2854 (656 amino acids)
Biological process (GO): sterol biosynthetic process
Cellular component (GO): nuclear inner membrane; endoplasmic reticulum membrane
Molecular function (GO): oxidoreductase activity, acting on the CH-CH group of donors, NAD or NADP as acceptor
Source: RefSeq, a predicted model, not a curated record
GACAAAGUCGCUUCCUCUAUGCUAAAUAUUAACUUUAUUAAUUAUCGGCGCUUGUCAGCGCUGGUAACCCACGCAGGAAAAUAUAAUAUGAACACGCGCCGAUAAGCGCUGAUCGGCGCCGACAAGUUCCGACAAGCUUCAACAAGCGCUUGUCAGCGCCAUAUAAAAUUUGAUUUGGUCUGCUUCAACCUGCUUCCUUUGUGUAGAACGAACCGGCGUUGACAAGCGCCGAUAAGCGCUUAUAAGUUUCAAGCUUUCUUUCUGAAUACGCCCUUUGUCUAUAAUAUAUUGUAAGUAAUGUUUGAUCUAAAUAAAAUCUUUUUUUCUUUACAUAUAUAACACCUUUACAUAAUAUAUUUUUUUAUGAUUUAUUAAAUCCUUAAAAAAACAAUAAUCGUUUUUACCGAUAAAUCAGUUUUACGAUUCGAAAGCAAUUAUUAAUUGUUCAUGACAACAGGAUAUGAUGUAAUCAGCGCUUACAUAAUGUUUUCUCCUUCUAACUCUCACGGUUAGAAAAGGAGAGCAUGUAUCAUUUCCGGAACGUUUACUCGAUAGCGCCAACAAUUUUUAACCAAUCAUAGCACAUUUUUUAAAAUUAUUCUAGCCGCUAGCGUCGUUGACGCUUUUGCAGCGUUGCUUGUUGAUGUUAUGUACUUAUGUCGGUUUGUUUAGAUUCUUAAAUAUUAUUUUAUCACUUAUUUAGAAGUGCAUUUUAAACAUUGUGUGGUUAUUUUAUUAAAAAGUGAAUUCACUUAGUGUUUGGGUCAAUUUUAAUCACUGAAAAUGAAAAUAAUCGAAUUACGCAUAUUUUCGUCGCGUGUGGUUAUGUGAUAAUUUUAGAAAUUAAAACUGAAAAGUCGAAGAACAAGUUAUUUAAUUCGAUAUGUCUACAAGAAGUGGUCGUGUUAGAUCCAGUAUAGCCGACUCGAGUCCAUCACGAACUCGAAAAGUUGCAUCGCCGUCGCGAUCUCCCGCCAGAAAUCGAAAAAGUUCCGCGGAGCGAAUUGCCGUUCGCCAGUCGCCUUCAAGGAAAUCUCCAAGUCGAAAACCACCAUCUAAAUAUCCUGCUCGUAAAUCACCUUCACGUACAGUUAAAGAUACAAAAGAGGAAUCAAUUCCUAAAUCACCAGCUAAACGGCCAGCAAUAAGUUCUAAUGUCGAAGUUAAGUUGGAAGACUUUUCAUCUAAAUUUGAAAUAUAUCGAAGCACUAGAUCUAAACGCACUGAAUACUCAAUUAAAGAUAUUUCUAGUAAAACUCAAUUAAUUGAUGAAAUUAAUGGGACUGACAGCAUCGACUCUACAAGUGAUUAUGGUUUAAGAAAUAGGAGGUCCGUGGAAAAUAUUGUGCCACGACGCUCUAGUAGAUUGAGGGAUUUUGUUGAAAACAUACCAGAUAUUAGACGAAGCUUGAGUAAGUCUGUCAGUAAGUCGAUAAGCAAGUCCAUCAGUAAAUCAAUCGAUACAUAUUCAGAUGAUGAAAUUUCUGAGCUAGCACCCAUAAGGGAGAAAUCAUCAUCAGUUACAAGGAAAUUAUCAACCCCAGUACCAAGCAAUGUAUUGUUGACACAAUUCAGCAAUAAGUUUGAGUUUGGUGGGAAAAUUGGUUCUGUACUAUUCUUAUUAGUGCUACCAGUAACAGCAUUGGCAAUAUUGUUAGCUUGCUCAAAAUCUUGCUCGCACAAUGUUUUCUUAGGAUUGUCGCAAUACAAAUCAGUAUCAACAUGGUUUAGUGCACAGUCAUUAGCUGUUGUAGUCAGCCAAUAUUUUCUGCAAGCUUUUAUACUAGUACUACCUAUAUUGGGGACAAAGCAAAUAGAUGACACUGGCAAAAGAUACUGUUUCAAUGCGUUAUUCUCAAGUAUUGUUACCAUAAAUGUAUUAUUUUUGUUGGACUACUACAAAAUCAUUGGUGGAUACACUAUUCUAGAUUCAUACUUACAGUUGGGUACUAUAUCUUAUUUUAUAGCUGUUUUAUUAUCAGUACUGUUAUUCAUCAAAAGCUGGAAAAUAGACGAGAAUAGUUUAAACCCAUAUGGCAAGACUGGUUUUGCAUUGUAUGACUUUUUUAUGGGUAGAGAAAUUCAUCCACAAGUACAGAGAUUUAACAUAAAACUAUGGGCAUAUAGAGUCUGCAAUAUCAGCACUCUUGUUUUAUUGCUGCUUCUGUUCACACAUAGUUUCUACAUUGACGAAAAGGGUCUGGAAAAUAUAUCUCUCAAUAACUACAAAGAAUUAAUAGCAAAAAUUCAUUGGAAGCCUACUGUAUUAUUAUUUACAAUGAUGCAGAUAGUGUACACUCUUAAUUUUAUUGUAAAGGAAUACAGAGUUAUAUAUACAUUCUAUUGGCAAUAUGAAGGUUUGGGUUACAUGCAAUUAGUGGGGAGUGCAUUAUACCCUUUUUAUUUUACUACAAUAUCUAAAUAUGUAGUGGAUUCUGAGAUGGCUCUUCGAAUGAACACUUUAAUAGCAGCAUCUAUUAUAUUCCUGUUGGGCUUCAUAGUUAUGCUUAUCAGCAACAAUAUAAAGUAUGAGUUCAGGAAAAACCCCCUGCAGCCGAGUAUGGCACAUCUGGUCUCUAUGCCGACGUUCCACGGUAAGAAAUUGCUUGUGUCCAACUUGUGGGGCAUUGUCCGUCAUCCGAAUUACACGGGCGAUAUUUUAAUACAUAUCGCUCUAGCGUUGCCGGGUAUUUUGUCAUCGCGAGUAAUAGCUUCGUUGCCGGCUUUGUUCACGAUUCUAGUGUUAUUGCAUCGAACGUGGAGAGAUCAUGGCAGGUGUAGAAGGCGUUAUGGCGCCGCGUGGCAGAGAUAUUGCAAGCGAGUGCCUUCCGUUGUUCUUCCGAAGAUUCUGUAACUGUAGUACAGUUCAUUUUAUAGAGGUUGUGCUUAUAACAAUAUUUUGGGUACAGAAUACAGUUGUAUCUGGCAAACCAUACAUGAUCGUUUUAGGUAUAGGUAAUUUUAAAUUAACUAUAGAAAAGGUUUGCAUCGUAAAAAAUGUUACGGAAUCUCGUAUCAUAGUAGAACUACCGACGCGCGACGUUUCUCAAUUUAAUAGGUAUUAAUAUAGGUAGUUUAUAGUUGAUCAAAAUUACAAAUAUUUCACAUAAUGGCACAAAUAAAUAGAUUUUACUUGUUGAUAAUGUGAUGUGUGAUGACUGAUUUGUCUCAUGUUUCAACUUUCAACCUAUUUUUAUGUUGAAAAUUAAUAAGGCAAGUACCCUAGGCAUGGGUACAUAACAUAUCUCAAUGGAAUAAAUAUUUAACUACUUAAGAUUUUAGAUUAUAAUUUCCAAUUUUAUUAAUUAAUAACUUUAGCACAAAUAAUGAAGUAUUUUCAUAUUAGAAGUGUAGGUUUUUUUCGUCGAAUGACAUAUUUUAGAUAAUAGAUUUUACAUUAUAUUGUAUAAUAGUUUUAAAUGGUUUUAGUAAUUAGAUAAAUAUAUCUACUUAUACAUUUUUGUUUUUGUGGAUCUCAGUUUAAAAACAUUGAGAUUUUAUUUAAAUAUAUUGUAUAAAAUUAGUCGUAAGUUUUGCCAUAACAAACCACCGUAGAAUAAAUAUAUAUACAAGUAGCUCUCUAGAUGGAGGGGUAGAUAUAUUAUAUUAAAGUACUGUAGUUUACUUUAGGUUUAUUAAAUUAGGUAAAUUUAUUAAUUUUAGACAAUCUGUGUCUAGCGCUCAAUGUAGUUGAUGACUAUAAAAUAUAGAUGAUGAUUAGAGUUGGUAGGUAAUAUGCAAUACCUAGUUUACUAAAUAUUAUAUGGGUGGCAAGUAGAAGGAAAAUAAAGUGUCGACUUAAGAUUUAGCAUAAAGACGUUAUUGCUCAAAAUUAAUAAAAAGUACAAGAAGAGAACAUUGUGUAAAUUGAUUUUUUAUAAGAGGAUUUAUGGCUUAGCUUUUUAAUGUAAAAGUAUUACGAGUGCCUCAAAUUAAAAUGUAAGAUAUCGCUUAAGAAGCGUGAUUUGUCUCAUCAAGUAUUAAAAUGAAUUCUUUGAAAAUAUAAACGAAGUUAACUUUAAGUCGCCUGUGUUUUUAAUAGGUAUGAAAUCAUAAUUAAUGAUGAAAAUUAAUAAUCUGUUAUCUUCAUGUUCUACCUACUUUCAGAUACUUAUACCUAUAUUGUUAUUACUUUAACUUAACAGUUCAAAAUAGAUGCCAAAGCCACGUUAGUUAAAUGAAGUUAAUUCUGUUUGGUGGUUAUGAAUACUUCUCUAUAAAUCUUAGUUAAAUGGAUCUUUAUUAAAGCCACGGUCAUUGACCUAUUUGCAGCGUCUUUAUUAAUUUUAUUAUACGUCUUUAUUAAUUUUAUUAUACUAUAAUAUAAUUAUGUAAAAUUAUACUGUGUGGAAUAUUAAAGUUUUAUAUGAAAA